Drosophila eugracilis is the source of this 1542-nucleotide messenger RNA. It is a transcript of the gene CycJ, whose product is annotated as cyclin-J. Gene Ontology annotation, biological process: regulation of cyclin-dependent protein serine/threonine kinase activity; mitotic cell cycle phase transition. Bases 90 to 1262 code for a protein of 390 amino acids. Gene Ontology annotation, cellular component: cyclin-dependent protein kinase holoenzyme complex; cytoplasm; nucleus. Lineage: Eukaryota; Metazoa; Arthropoda; Insecta; Diptera; Drosophilidae. The transcript is spliced from 4 exons. Gene Ontology annotation, molecular function: cyclin-dependent protein serine/threonine kinase regulator activity. The record is from RefSeq and is a predicted model, not a curated record.
UUCAUUUGUUUUGGUUAGUUCCACGAAAAGUCUUUGACUUAACAGUUAGUGGCACCUAUUAGUAAAUAUUUGUUCGGUGUUGCGACGUUAUGGACCGGAACUUGGCUGCCGAGCAAAACAUCUUCGUGAUUAACCACAAAUCGGAGAAGAAUAUUCUACAAUCUGACGUUGAGCGCCUAUCAAAGACCCACUGGCUUUGCGAUUAUGCUCGUGAUAUAUUUCAGACCAUGAGGGAGCAGGAACUCCGCCGGCUCCCGAUGUUUUUCCUUUCGCCGCAAUCGGGCGAGCGGCACAAGAUGCUGCAGUUGCUUCAACUGGCAGCCCGCACACACAAACUGAGUCGCUGUGCACUGCAUUUGGCUGUUUAUUAUAUGGAUCGCUUUGUAGACCACUACAAAAUCCGUUCAGACAAGCUCUUCUUAGUAGCGAUCACCUGUCUUCAUAUAGCAGCACAGAUUGAGAACACCGAAGCGUUUAUACCGCGUUAUAGCGAUAUGAACCGCUUGGUCAGGAAUGCAUACACUGCAUUCGAAUACAAGGCUGUGGAGAGGAAAAUGCUUUGCUUCCUCAACUUUGAGCUAUUGCGUCCCACAACUGCCAGUUUUGUAGAGCUCUUUGCCUGCAGCUUUCUCACUCGCUCAGACUUCGCCGCUUACAUCGAUAUGUUGGAUGAGUGCGAGAGGCAUCAGAAUAUCCAGCUGUACCGGCGAUUCGGAAGCUUCGAACAAAUGUUGGCCACUUUGGCUCAAUCUCUGCUCCGCAUGGCAGAUUACACCUUGAACAUUUCCAGAUUUUCCAAUGAUGCGCCCUCCCUUUUGGCCGCCGCCUGCAUUGCUGCAGUUCGCCAGGUCCACGGAGUCAAACGCUGGUCGUCGUACCUCACUGAACUGACCUCCUAUACAGAGGCGAAUGUGGAGCCCUACAUGGAUGUCUUAACAGACUUUCAUUACUUUCAGACUAUCCAAACCGUUUGGAACGGUACCAAUGGUCAGAACAAUCAAAAUUUAUCCAGUCCCGAUUCUGGAUUUGAGGAGUCGCUGACGGAUAGAACAGAGCUGGUGGUAUCGGAGGAAGUGGUCACCGUAGAGGUGGAGACCUACAACAUUGUCACUGUGCAACUGCAGGACAGAACUCCAGAUUCAACGACAACGCCUAUCAAAAACCAAACCAAUCUCAAACGUCCUCGCUCUGAAGACAACCUCGAUAAUCUCGAAAAUCCGCGUCCAAUAAAACAAGCCAAGACAGAAGAGAAUGAAUCUUAAGAUAAGUAACCCAAGGAAUGUAAAAACUAUUACCAUUUGGAGGAAAUCCAAAUAGUUUUAAGGUGCCCAGACAUCAAUAACGUAGAUAUGACCCUGUUCAAUUGAGUUGAACCGUCGCCAUAUCAUAAUCGUAACAUUCAGCUUUAAUAUAUAUGUAUUUAAUAUAUAUUUGAAAUUAUCUUAUAAACUUAUGAAUACAAAAUGUCAAAAACUCAACAAAACAGAAGCAUUAUCAACUAAAAACAACAAAGACAUUAUUUAUAAUUUGUUAAAAAAACAA